AUGCAGUAAUAACAAAGUUAAGAAAAUUAAGAAUAAGUAAAUAUAGAAUAAAAAACACUCAUUGAUGAAUGUGAAAUCUGUUUAUAAGAAAUCAAAACUAAAGGUGUUUUCAAAAAAUGUAAACAUUACUUUUGUAUCAAUUGUGUUUUGAAUUGGACCUUACAUUAGAAAUCAUGUCCUAAAUGUAGAUGCAAAGUUUCAAGUAUUAUAAAAAUUUCUAUAAGAAAAUAUCCUCGUUCAAUUAAAAAAAAAACAUCUAGUAAGUAUCAUGAAUAUUUUAAGAAUAAAUCAUCUAUUUGCCUAAUUCUGAAAGUGAAAGCAGUGAUUCAGAUUAUAUUCCUAUUGAUACAUUUGUUGGGAAAUAUGGACCUGAAGAUUUUCUGUGA
Molecule: messenger RNA, 386 nt
Organism: Paramecium primaurelia
Lineage: Eukaryota; Ciliophora; Oligohymenophorea; Peniculida; Parameciidae
Source: the annotation of a GenBank genome assembly